AUGGAACACAUCGCAAGCAAGCCGCACAAGCGACAUCCAGUUCGACCUCCGCCGGCACAGAGUGACGCCAUGACAUUCUCGAAUCAAGCAUCGACUCCACGCACUGAAUUCACGUCGCUGUUUCAGUCGGCGGACGAGGAAGGCACACCUGGCCCAGGAACAACCACCGACAACACCAAGUACUGCUUUACAUCCAUGUUGCCCACGCAAGCACACCCGUACACACCACGAGCACGAGGGGCACACGUGCCCAUGCACGAUAGAUGGACCCCGUCCAUCGUCGUACCGAUGAACUCUGUCAUCGACGCCUUCUCGAAUGUGGUUGCCACCAACAAACUCCAAGCCGACACGAGCAAGCGCACCGUGCUGCACAUAUUUUUGGACGAUUGGCUCCAACAGUUUGAAAAAGAAGAGUUCAACUACCGAUCUAUCACCGUGCAUGCUGACAUUGGUUUCAGCGAAAUCAACCGCCUCACAGGUCAAUUAGACCGCCCGCAUGACAUUAUGACUGCGUUUUGCUGCACCUUACUCGAGCGACUCGUGCCGUACUUUGGGCAAUAUCAAGACCUGCUCAAAAUACUCAGCAGCGAAGUGCAGCGCUCGAUCUACAUCAACGCCACAGUGUGCGACCAGCCCCGAGUGCUGUUCAACGCGCCAACGUACUUUUCCGCCGUCAAGGAUGUGCAGUAUCAGCUCUUAUCUCGGCUAGACAAACGCGGUGCUCGGAGCGCAAUCUUUUUCUCGAAAAAGAGCUGA
Aphanomyces astaci is the source of this 756-nucleotide messenger RNA. RefSeq lists its product as hypothetical. The transcript has 4 exons. The record is from RefSeq and is a predicted model, not a curated record. Bases 1 to 756 code for a protein of 251 amino acids. NCBI's taxonomy places the organism in Eukaryota, Oomycota, Saprolegniomycetes, Saprolegniales, Verrucalvaceae.